This is a messenger RNA of Paramecium octaurelia, 927 nucleotides long. Lineage: Eukaryota; Ciliophora; Oligohymenophorea; Peniculida; Parameciidae. The record is from the annotation of a GenBank genome assembly.
AAAAUCCAAUGGAACCACAGUUCGAAAUAAAUCAGUCCAUCCAAUUCCAAUCAUGUCACACUUCAUCCUCUUGGGAUAAUGGAGUUGUAAAUGCAUCAAAUCUAUGUCUUAGAUCACCACCAUAUUUACAAAUAGAACGCCUAUUCAGUAUGUAGUUCAAACAUCAAAUAACGAGAAGUAAUCACUUUCAUUAAUCUCAAGACUCUACCUCAAUGAGCAGCAAAUCAAGGCUAUCGAAUCGGCAGCAAAAACACAUCAAGUCUCUUAUAACAUUGAAUUCUAACGAAUACUCUCGUAAUUAAUUAUGCAAAAGAAUGAAGACCAACUGAUUGAAGAGGUAAUCACUCCCAUUAUACUCUUAGUUGAAAUCUCUGCUCAAACGUAUCACACCCUAACAAGUUAUGUAAGAACAGAAUGGAGCCAAGAUCAUUUACACCACCUACCAAUUUCUAAUCAUGAGAAAACCUUCCAUACUCAGGAAUUACCCCUUUGCUCCCACAAAUCCAGUACUCAAACAACUCAAGAAACUAAUUUAUGCAAUCAAAAAAGAAGUGCUUCUAAAUGUACAAAUUUAAAUUUUACAAUUAGUCGAACUUAAUUUAAAUACAAACUCACUCCAACUUAAACUCAGAUUCAUUUAAACACAUCAAACUCAAAAAACAACUACAAAAACAAUCACGCAAAAUGACUCAAAUUUACGAUGACUCAGAAAAAGAAGAACAACCUACUGCCUUCUAUGCCAAUUUAUGUAAAUAUCAAUUUCUAUAUUCCAAGUGCCCAACAAAUCAGCAUUCCGACCCUACAAAUCUGAUUCUAUGAAUCAUCAAUUUGAAUAAUUAUCUAUUUAAACUAAACCCUCACCAAAAAUCGAUUAAAUUAAAACUAUCUAUUUCAAACCCAUUAUUAUAUAAGGACUGCUGUGUUGAG